Molecule: messenger RNA, 1451 nt
Organism: Cydia splendana
Lineage: Eukaryota; Metazoa; Arthropoda; Insecta; Lepidoptera; Tortricidae
Product: meckelin-like
Exons: 13
Coding region: 76-1308 (410 amino acids)
Biological process (GO): cilium assembly
Cellular component (GO): ciliary transition zone; MKS complex
Source: RefSeq, a predicted model, not a curated record
ACGAUCGAAGCACAGUACGCCACGAAGCAGACGUAUAGCCGCUCGGUCACAACUACCCUGAGGGUCGAGCAUGAAAUGCCUAGCGCUGGUGUGCUUAAAGGACUUGAGAUAUGGGGAGGAAUGCUCGGCGCUCUACUGUCCUGCUAUGCCUUAGUGCAGUGGCGGGGCGUUCUGCGCAGAGGUGGACUCCAAUUUUCCCUGCUGCCGUUGCUGGCAGGGGCUAUAGCCGACGCAAUGUAUUUUGCGGCGUGGCUGGCGACGCUGCACGCUUUAGCGGUGGAGGCAGGCUCCCAUGGACUGACGCUGCCGCCUGCGAUCGCUGAAGAACAUAUCAUCAGGGCGUUCGUCGUUUCAUCUAUAUCCUUAAAGGCAAUCAAAGCGGCUUGGGUAAACUGGCGGCAAUGCCGCUGUGACAUUUUCUUUUUGGAUUGGUCAGAAUAUAACCCACCAAUCAAAGCUGACAACAAUUUGUGGAAGACCAUGAUGGUAGCUCGAGAAUGGUCCUCAAUGCAGACGAAGAGACGAGCCAACCCCGGGUUUACUGUAGCACUGGCUCUUGUUAUUUUGCAUCUCCUUUCUCCCUGGCAACUCUCCCUGCCCAACAGCCCAAGUUACACCUGGGCAGUCGGUACACUCGCGUGGUGGGUGGCCUAUGCCCCCGUACUGCUUGCCCAGUGGGCGUGGGACCGGAUAGUGGGGUCCCCAACGCUGGGUAUAGCGCGCGUGUGUGACGGUGUGGGGCUGUCGCUGCUGGUGUUUCAAGAGGAGUUUUAUGCGCAUUAUGUCCACGGCAGGAAUAAUGGGUCCCCGGAUGCCAAAACCAUGUCGGGCCCGCUGGAGGCGUGUCGAGUGGUGUGCGCGCCACAACUCAGGAACGUUUACAAGCAGCUGGCGACCGCUGGACUAGGUGCUAUGGACGAGCAUGAGACGAGGCAAGCGCUUCUCUCGAGGUUUUUAGCUGCGUUUUUUGAGCGGGCUCUAGAUGGUCUCAGCUGGGUUGCCAGCGAGCGAACAGUAAUGGAGCGACUAUUGGACGUGGAACUGGUAGCUCGAGAGGCUGGCAACACCAGCGCACUUCUGUAUGAUCCUGACAGCAUGCCUUCGUGUUUCGCCCUCAGUUGGUGGGGUGAAGAAUGGACGUUGGCAACCCUGGACGCCAUGUUGUUUGGAUGCAUUCUGUUGGUCACUAAAGACUGGCUGCUGGCCGCCUUGGUCACUCUGGCAGUGUGGCAGAUAGCGAAGCAGCUGCGAGCGUGGUUCGGUGACAAGAAUCUUAAACAACACAUCGGUAUUGGAGACAUACUGUAGCGAAGCAAUCGCCCUACGUACCUCGUCCAAGAAAGUACGUUAAACGAUAUUGCCGCAGUCGUCUUCGUAUCUUGUAUAUGGGGCGCAUCAAGCUCAUGCGCAAUCAAAGAUCGCAUAGACUGCACCUAUUCGGUGAUCUGCGA